Messenger RNA from Diaporthe citri, 810 nucleotides. RefSeq lists its product as uncharacterized. The coding region runs from base 1 to 810 and encodes 269 amino acids. Gene Ontology annotation, biological process: calcium-mediated signaling. NCBI's taxonomy places the organism in Eukaryota, Fungi, Ascomycota, Sordariomycetes, Diaporthales, Diaporthaceae. The transcript has a single exon. Gene Ontology annotation, cellular component: cytoplasm; nucleus. Gene Ontology annotation, molecular function: nucleic acid binding; calcium-dependent protein serine/threonine phosphatase regulator activity. The record is from RefSeq and is a predicted model, not a curated record.
AUGGCUUCGACAUCACCAGAACAGAGGCCGCAGGACUCGUCGCGAGCGUCCAGCCGUGCCUCCAGGAAAUCGCUCACCCUCGACCUCUCCAACCUGCCAGCCCUGCAACAACCAACACCGGCAACCAACACCCUGCUCAUCACCAACCUCCAAGACCUCUCCGUCUUCCAGCCCGAUAACCUGCAGACCAUCAAGGGCCUCAUCGCCAAGACAGCCAUGAUCCACACCUGGGCUCCCCUCAAGUCCUUCCGCCGCAUCCUCGUCUCCUUCUACACGAUAUCCGACGCCAUCGCCGUCCGCUCCAUCUGGGACGGCGAGGCCAUCCUCGGCGAGCGGUGCCGCGUCUACUUCGGCCAGCACACCCCCGUCGACACCUCCCCCAAGGACACCCACCUCGCCCUCCCGGACGCCGGCAAGCUGUUCUUCAUCUCCCCGCCGCCGUCCCCUCCCCACGACUGGGAGCAGAUUGUCGAGGGCGCCCCCAACAAGCAGGUGCACGCCGAGGACCUGGCCGAGGCCCUGGCCAAGCUGCACCACCACAAGAUCGCCGCCGACUCGCCCAUCAGCCCCGUUGAGGGCCGGUCGCCGGGCGGCUUCAGCGCCGCGUCCGCAAGGCAGACGAGGAGCCGCAGCUCCACCCUCAUCUUCCACCCGGAGGACCACGGUGGCAGCCCCAACUUGCCGUGUGUUAUGGUCGACGACAUGACGGACGCCCCCGUGGACGAGCUGAACAUCAGCCCUAUGGACGUGGACAAGCCGAUCAUGGCGCACACCGCGCGGCCGCCGGUCGAGCUGAUGAGCGACGCAUAG